Molecule: messenger RNA, 1599 nt
Organism: Panicum virgatum (switchgrass)
Lineage: Eukaryota; Viridiplantae; Streptophyta; Magnoliopsida; Poales; Poaceae
Product: probable tocopherol O-methyltransferase, chloroplastic
Exons: 6
Coding region: 1-1404 (467 amino acids)
Biological process (GO): methylation
Molecular function (GO): S-adenosylmethionine-dependent methyltransferase activity
Source: RefSeq, a predicted model, not a curated record
AUGGUCUGCUUAAACUCUUUUGAAGACACGGCCCACCUAGCAAAAAGACCCACCGUGGUUGCUCAUCUAAAAAAAAACUGCCUCAAUUUCACAAUCCUGAUAGCAAACUCACUCAGUCCUCCCAACCUGCCGCGGCACUACGAUUUUCGUUUCACCUUCAUUUUCGUCCGAUUAUUAUUAUUACUCGCACGCCGGGGAAAGGCGCAUCACGUUUCGCCCUGCCACAGCCAGCGCCUCCACAGUUGCACGGUGCAAGCGCAGCACAGCGCGCAGAGCCGCCACACCCCUCGCCUCGCCUCCGCCUCCGCCUCCGCCUCCUUUAAAUACGGCCGCAAAUGGCUCCCGCGGCGCUGCUCCACCCUGCCCUCCCCUCCACGAGCGCUGCCGCAGCCCGCCGCCGCUACGGCCGCAGCCCGCCGCCGCUACGGCCGCAGCCACCGCGCCCCUCCGCCCGUCGCGCGCCGCUCCCGCCGCCACCUGCUGCGCCCGAUGGCCUCGCCGACGACGGCCCAGGCCCCCGCGCCGGCGCCCCCGGGCCUGAAGGAGGGCAUCGCGGGGCUCUACGACGAGUCGUCGGGGCUCUGGGAGAGCAUCUGGGGCGACCACAUGCACCACGGCUUCUACGACUCCGGCGAGGCGGCCUCCAUGGCGGACCACCGCCGCGCCCAGAUCCGCAUGAUCGAGGAGGCGCUCGCCUUCGCCGCCGUCCCAGAUGAUCCGGAGAAGAAGCCCAAAACGGUAGUCGAUGUAGGAUGCGGAAUUGGUGGUAGCUCGAGGUACCUGGCCAAGAAAUACGGAGCACAGUGCAAGGGCAUCACGCUGAGCCCCGUUCAAGCUGAAAGAGGAAACGCUCUCGCCGCUGCGCAGGGGUUGUCGGAUCAGGUUUCUCUGCAAGUUGCUGAUGCUCUGGAGCAACCGUUUCCUGAUGGACAGUUCGAUCUUGUGUGGUCCAUGGAGAGUGGCGAGCACAUGCCGGACAAGAGCAAGUUUGUUAGUGAGCUGGCACGCGUGGCGGCUCCUGGAGGGACAAUAAUCAUCGUGACAUGGUGCCAUCGGAACCUGGAGCCAUCUGAAACCUCGCUGAAACCGGAUGAACUGAACCUCCUCAAGAGGAUUUGCGAUGCGUACUACCUUCCUGACUGGUGCUCACCCUCAGACUAUGUGAGCAUCGCCAAGUCUCUGUCUCUCGAGGAUGUCAAGACAGCCGAUUGGUCGGAGAACGUGGCCCCAUUCUGGCCGGCCGUGAUAAAAUCAGCACUGACAUGGAAGGGCAUCACCUCUCUCCUGACAAGCGGGUGGAAGACGAUCAGAGGGGCGAUGGUGAUGCCACUGAUGAUCCAGGGCUACAAGAAGGGGCUCAUCAAGUUCACCAUCAUCACCUGUCGCAAGCCCGGAGCAGCGUAGGAGGUCAAGUUACCGUCGCGGCGCCUCUGUUCGGCGCAAUAACGUAGAACCAAAUACCUACCAAUGGCGAGCUAGAAACUAGAAGGCGCCCCGUCGUCGUCUUCUCUUUCUUUCUGUACGCGCACGCACGUUUGGCCAUGUGCCCCAUUCCCAAUAAUUUUCUACCACUCGUUGAGAUAGCAGAUUUCAAAUUGA